Amaranthus tricolor (Joseph's coat) is the source of this 1773-nucleotide messenger RNA. RefSeq names its product BTB/POZ and MATH domain-containing protein 3. Lineage: Eukaryota; Viridiplantae; Streptophyta; Magnoliopsida; Caryophyllales; Amaranthaceae. Gene Ontology annotation, biological process: protein ubiquitination. Gene Ontology annotation, molecular function: protein binding. Bases 237 to 1499 code for a protein of 420 amino acids. The record is from RefSeq and is a predicted model, not a curated record. The transcript has 4 exons.
GCCCCUUAUAUAAAUACUCUCUAAUUUCAAGGAAAAAAUAUCGUAAAUUUUGGAUCACUUCCAUAAAUUUUGACAUCCCCAAACCUAAACCCCCAAAAUUCCCCCCCUUUUCUCCUCGAUUUAACCCUUAAUUUCCAUUAAUUGUCAAACUAACCUCAAAUUCAGAUUCUAUUUAACCCCUUCUCCAUCUAGAAUCCCCAAUUUUGCAAAUUAGGGUUUGAUCAAAUUCAUGAAAAAUGGUGAAUUUCGACGCCGGAGAAGUCACGAAUUCAACAGAAGUCUGGAAAAAGCCGGAAAUUUCCGAAAAUUCAACCUCUAAAUCCGUAAUUGAGACCGUUAAUGGAUCCCACCGUUUCGAAAUCAAUGGAUACUCUCUCGCGAUAGGUAUGGGUGCUGGAAAGUAUCUUUCGAGCGACAUUUUUACUGUAGGAGGGUAUGAUUGGGCGAUAUAUUUUUAUCCAGAUGGGAAAAAUCCAGAAGAUAGUUCGUCUUAUAUUUCCGUAUUUAUAGCGCUAGCAAGUGAAGGAACAGAUGUGAGGGCUUUAUUUGAAUUAUCGUUGAAGGAUCAAACUGGGAAUGAAAAACAUAAAGUUCAUAGCCAUUUUCAGCGUGGUCUUGAAAGUGGUCCAUAUACUUUGAAGUAUAAAGGGAGUAUGUGGGGCUACAAACGUUUUUUCAGAAGAUCUGCAAUGGAAUUGUCAGAUUAUCUGAAGGAUGAUUGUCUAAUACUGGAAUGUACUGUUGGAGUAGUUAGAAGUCGUAUGGAGAGAUCUAAACAAUACAGUAUAUUCAUGCCACCAUCUGAUAUGGGAAGUUAUUUUAAGGAUUUGCUUGAGAGUCAAGUCGGUUGCGACAUUGUGUUUAAAGUUGGAGAAGAGAAAUUUAAUGCCCAUAAAUUGGUUCUGGCUGCUCGUUCUCCUGUAUUUAGAGCGCAAUUCUUUGGACUUGUUGGAAACCCUAAUAUGAAUAUGGUGGAAGUUGAAGAUAUAGAACCUUCCAUAUUCAAGGCUAUGCUAAUGUUUAUAUACUCUGACACUCUUCCAGAUGUUCAUGAGAUAAUGGGAACAAAUUCUUUUUGCUCGGUGACAAUCAUGGUGCAACACUUGUUGGCUGCCGCUGAUCGAUUUGGCCUGGAUAGGUUGAAACUACUGUGCGAAUCCAAAUUGUCUGAUAAAAUUACCAUAGAUACUGUGUCUACAACCCUCUCACUUGCGGAGCAACACAGAUGUGCCCAGCUUAAGAGUGCUUGUUUAAAAUUUGCUGCCGCAAACUUAAAUGCGGUGAUGCAUUCAGAAGCAUUUCGGCACCUGGAAGAGAGUUGUCCAUCACUAUUGUCAGAACUAUUAGUGACAGUUGCUUCAAAAGAUGAAGGUUCUGGGCCUCCUCUGAACAAGAAAAGGAGCAGCAGCAGUGUGUUGGGGCUUAAUCUAGCUGCAGACGGAGGAAUCCCUUCAGAAUCAGUGAACCACACAGACAGACGCCUCAGGAGACGCCUUUAGUUUGAGUUCUUCCGUGCUGAUAUAGUUGCUCUUAGUUGUCUAAAUUAAGAUGGUUGUCAAUAGCUGUUAACUUGGGUCCAUGUUAAAUUCAUUUGGUCUUGGUCUAAGUGUAAUGGUAUCUUUGUUAGUUUUUGAAAACUGAAUUUCGAGGUCUCGUUUUCUUCCCCGACAAAUUCCCCAGAAGAAUAUACAAUAAUACUAAUGUCUUCAAUUGCUUCUGAACUAUAUCGUGUAUAAGUAUAAUGUGCAAAAUCGUUCUCUCGAGUUUUUACUA